Molecule: messenger RNA, 1362 nt
Organism: Nicotiana tabacum (common tobacco)
Lineage: Eukaryota; Viridiplantae; Streptophyta; Magnoliopsida; Solanales; Solanaceae
Source: RefSeq, a predicted model, not a curated record
AAAACACUUUUGAGAAGAAAAAAAACUAACUCUGAAAAUAAGCUUGGCACUUCUCAAAACCACUUUUGCAGACAGCUAUUAUUUUCAAGCAAAUCAUUUCAAGUUGGUCUUACAAUAAUGACAACAUCGCCUCUAACAAGUUGAGAUCUUUUGAAUCUUUGCUUCCAAAUUCUUUAGAAUGGCUGUCCUAAAAGAAGGGAGCAGACCACCAUGGGUAGGACUUGCUGCUGCUGUUUGGGUACAAGUAGCUGCUGGUAACGCUUAUACUUUCCCACUCUAUUCCUCUGCUUUGAAAUCAGUGUUGGGUUUUAGUCAGCAGCAGUUGACUAUUAUCGGAGUUGCUAAUGAUAUUGGGGAGAACGUUGGCAUUCUUCCAGGGAUAGCUUGCAACAAGUUCCCACCUUGGGUUAUUUUGCUUGUUGGUGUUUGCCUUUCUUUCUUUGGCUAUGGCGUUCUUUGGCUUGCAGUUAGCCAGACUCUGCUCUCUUUACCUUAUUGGGUUCUUUGGCUUGCACUGGUGAUUGCUACAAACAGCAGUGCAUGGAUGGGCACAGCAGUACUUGUCACCAAUAUGAGGAACUUCCCUCUCAGUAGAGGCACUGUUGCUGGAAUACUGAAAGGUUAUGUUGGCUUGAGUGGUGCAGUUUUCACAGAGAUCUUCGCAAUGGUUCUUAACAAUUCAGCUUCGGAGUUACUGCUGUUUCUAGCAUUGGGGAUUCCCAUCAUCUGUUUGGCCAUGAUGUACUUUAUCAGGGCUUGCACACCAGCUUCCGGCGAGGAUUCCUCAGAGCAUGUCCAUUUUCUUUUCACACAAGCAGCAAGUCUCUUGCUUGCCGUUUAUCUUCUCACUACAACAAUUUUGAAGAACACGCUAUCUUUAAGUAGUCCCAUCUCCUAUAUACUUGCUGGAGUAAUGGUUAUUUUCUUGAUGUCUCCUCUAGCAAUUCCCUUGAAGAUGACACUGUUUCCAUCUCGUCAUAAGAGAUCUGGAAACUUAGAUGGUUCCUCAGACAAUUUGACUGAAGAAGUCAGUUCCAGCCAAACGACAUCCUUAUUAACUCCAAUUUCAUCAGAAGCAGACCUUGGGAGCUUUCAUGAAGGUGAAGAUGUUUCUGAGGUAGACUUGCUGCUGGCCGAGGGCGAGGGUGCAGUGAAGAAGAAAAGGAAACCUAGAAGAGGGGAAGACUUCAAGUUUCGUGAAGCUGUUGUUAAAGCUGACUUCUGGCUUCUGUGGGUAGUAUACUUCCUCGGUGUUGGGUCUGGUGUAACUGUUCUAAAUAAUUUAGCACAGAUUGGAGUUGCACUUGGUGUAAAUGACACAACGAUAUUGCUGAGUUUGUUCAGCUUCUGCAAUUUCUUGGG